Entrophospora candida is the source of this 576-nucleotide messenger RNA. The record is from the annotation of a GenBank genome assembly. Lineage: Eukaryota; Fungi; Glomeromycota; Glomeromycetes; Entrophosporales; Entrophosporaceae.
AUGAAAAUCAAAGAUCAAGAAGUUAACUAUUUAAUAUUAUAUGACGAAGAAAAACGUGCACAGUAUGAUCAAUGGAGCACAGAACGCAAGGUAUUCUAUACAAAAGGAGGUCCAACAGGCACAUGUGGAUUUCCUGGUGGCAGUGAUGCAAAUUAUUGUGGAUUUUCUGGAUUUAGUGAAGAGUUGUUUAGCAGUAUAUUUGACGGAGUUAAAACGGGUUACAGACAACCUUAUACAACUGGAUCUGAUAUUGAAAUUUCUUUUAUGGAGUUGGUGAAAGGAGCUAAACAAACUGUUGCUAUAGAAACAAUAGCUUUUUGUAAAGCGUGUAAUGGUCUUGGUACAAAAAUAUCACCUGGAAAUAGAUGUCCGACAUGUUCUGGUAUAGGUAUUGAAGAUGAACAAAAAUCAAAUCGAUUAGACAAGACAAAUUGCAAAUAUCGAGCAAUUAUAGAUGGUUAUAUAGUAAUGUCUAUGAUAGAUGGCAAUGUUGAAUUAAAAGUUCCCGAGGCUUCACAAUCUGAUCAACAUAUUGUAUUAAAAACGUGGCAUAAACAAUGGCAAUUUCCAAGGUGA